This is a messenger RNA of Sardina pilchardus (European sardine), 1290 nucleotides long. RefSeq names its product phosphatidylinositol transfer protein beta isoform-like. The transcript is spliced from 12 exons. Gene Ontology annotation, biological process: phospholipid transport. Gene Ontology annotation, molecular function: phosphatidylinositol transfer activity; phosphatidylcholine binding; phosphatidylinositol binding. The coding region runs from base 6 to 827 and encodes 273 amino acids. NCBI's taxonomy places the organism in Eukaryota, Metazoa, Chordata, Actinopteri, Clupeiformes, Clupeidae. Gene Ontology annotation, cellular component: cytoplasm. The record is from RefSeq and is a predicted model, not a curated record.
AGAAGAUGGUGCUGAUCAAGGAAUACCGUGUGGUAAUGCCAUGCUCAGUUGAUGAGUACCAGGUUGGUCAGCUGUACUCUGUGGCAGAAGCCAGUAAGAAUGAAACAGGAGGAGGGGAGGGCAUCGAGGUGUUGACCAACGAAUCCUACGAGAAAGAGGGAGAGAAAGGACAAUACACACACAAGAUCUACCACCUCAAGAGUAAAGUGCCAGGGUUUCUGAGGAUGAUUGCACCAGAAGGAGCCUUGGUGUUUCACGAGAAAGCUUGGAACGCCUACCCCUACUGCAGAACCGUAAUCACGAACGAGUACAUGAAAGACGACUUCCUUAUCAAGAUCGAGACGUGGCACAAAGCUGAUGACAUGGGGCACCAAGAGAAUGUCCAUCAACUGGACGAAGAAACAUGGAAGACAGUAGAUGUGGUGCCAAUUGACAUUGGAGACAAGACACAAGUAGAACAUGCGGACUACAAGCCUCAUGAAGACCCAGCCCUCUUCGUCUCUAAAAAGACAGGCAGAGGUCUUCUCACCCCAGAAUGGAAGACGGAGCUGGAAACCAAGCCUCAACAACCUCGGAUGUGUGCCUAUAAACUGGUCACGGUCAAGUUCAAGUGGUGGGGUCUGCAGAGCAAGGUGGAGCACUUCAUCCAUAAGCAAGAGAAGCGGAUCUUCACUAACUUCCAUCGCCAGCUGUUCUGCUGGAUGGACAACUGGUACGGCCUGACGAUGGCCGACAUCAGGAAGAUGGAGGAGGAGACCCAGCGAGAGCUGGAAGAGAUGCGUCAGCAGGGUUCUCUACGUGGCACGUCGGCAGCAGCAGAAGAGUAGCGCCCCCUUGUGGCGCGGGUGCACUGAGGAAAUCAGGCCAGGUACGCGGUAUGAGCGCAGCCCACGAGCAGUGAGACGCACGACGGCCACCGCUGCUACCAACACACCCAAGACCAAGAAGGAGAAGCUGGCUAUUGGUGUGUGUGUGUGUGUGUGUGUGUGUGUGAGAGAGAGAGUGAGCGAGCGAGAGUGCGUGCAUAUGUGUGUUUGUGUGUGUGUGUUUUGCUGGUCCCAGCUCUUGUAGUCUUGUCAUUGUGCAGGCCUUGCAGGGGCUGUGCCAUGAGUAUUUUGCACUAGAAGUGAUUUUAAUAUAUUUUAAAGAGGAACAACUGAUGACCACAGCUAGAUGACUGAGACACAUUGAAUUGUUUUUAUUUCUUUCUUUUAUUUUGUCUGUUGAUUUUGUUUUUUGCAAUUUUUAUGUCUUCGAAUGCUAUUCCUGAAUGCUACGUCAUCAUCUCGG